Molecule: messenger RNA, 577 nt
Organism: Drosophila busckii
Lineage: Eukaryota; Metazoa; Arthropoda; Insecta; Diptera; Drosophilidae
Gene: Ubc84D
Product: ubiquitin-conjugating enzyme E2-18 kDa
Exons: 1
Coding region: 41-502 (153 amino acids)
Source: RefSeq, a predicted model, not a curated record
UAUAAAAUUUAACAGCUCUCAUAAAAAUUAUUAAUAAAAAAUGUCUGCCUCCCGUCGUUUAAGUCAUGAGCUAAACGAUAUUGUUGCCACGAAGUCAAAGAUGCUUCGUAAUAUUGAAGCCUCGGAUGAGUCGUUGUUACUUUGGACGGGUCUGCUUGUCCCGGAGAAGGUGCCCUAUAGCAAGGGAGCAUUUCGUUUUGAAAUAAGCUUCCCACCUCAGUACCCUUUCAUGCCACCGAAGAUACUCUUUAAGACGCAAAUCUACCAUCCCAAUAUCGAUGAAAGGGGACAGGUAUGCCUUCCCAUAAUCACAGCUGACAAUUGGAAGCCAACCACGCGAACCGAUCAGGUCCUGCAGGCUCUUGUUGACAUUGUGCAUAAUCCCCAGCCUGAGCAUCCUUUACGCUCCGAUGUGGCCGAGGAGUUCGUAAAGGAGCAUAAAAAGUUUCUUAAAACUGCAGAGGAGCUCACCAAGAAGAACGCAGAAAAACGUCCCCAAUAGGAUAUGGUGGGACUCUGGGCAGCACAUAAUUGUUAAUCAAAAUUCGAUAUAGAUAAAUGAUAUACAAAUUGAUAA